CAGGUGUGUUUAAUUAAGGAUGAAGCUUAAGUCUGCAGGGCUGUGGCGCUCCAAACUGAGUUUGACAUCUCUGAUCUAGGAGUUAUUUUCUCAGAUAAGACCUACUAAACAUUAUCUGCAGCAUGAUGUUGGUGCCAGUGGUUUUAUUUUUCUGUUUCCUGCUCUCUCUGACAGCAGCGGCUACUGAAGUGGGUCUUGGUGGUAAAGUGCUUUUUUUUUCCACCAAGACUAACACCAGUUUUGUUGCACUCACUCCUGAAAAGCCACUGAGUCUUUCAGCUUUUACUCUCUGCAUGCGUGUCGCAAUGGAGCUCCAGGGCGAGAGGGAGACCAUUCUGUUCGCCUACCGCACAGGGGGUUAUGAUGAGCUCAAUGUGUGGAGAGAGAAAGACGGCCGUUUGUCCUUCUACCUCAGCGGCAGUGGAGCGUUUUUCAACCUGCCUGCUCUCUCCACCUUCCGGACCCAUCUGUGCCUCACCUGGGACUCUGAGACUGGUCUUUCUGCCUUCUGGAUGAAUGGACAUCGCAGUACAUUCCAGUUGUAUAGAAAAGGUCACUCAAUUAGUCCUGGUGGCACCGUCCUGCUCGGUCAAGACCCUGAUAACUACCUGGGUGCCUUUGAAGUAGAGCAGAGCUUUGUAGGAGAAAUUACAGAUGUGCACAUGUGGGAUCAUGUUCUCUCCGGCAGUCAGAUUAAGGCGGUUUAUUCAAACCAGGAACCGUAUGUGCCGAAGGGAAACGUGUUCGAUUGGAACACCAUCAAAUAUGAGAUUAAUGGAAGUGUGCUAGUGGUGCAAGAGAGCUGAUUCUGAUCAUGCACACAGUUGUCAAGCUCUGUAAUCUAUUCAUGUUUUAAUGAUUUACAAAGCUGUAAAGGCUAACAAGUAAAAUUUCUCCACAUUACAA
Cyprinus carpio (common carp) is the source of this 906-nucleotide messenger RNA. Its product is annotated as C-reactive protein. NCBI's taxonomy places the organism in Eukaryota, Metazoa, Chordata, Actinopteri, Cypriniformes, Cyprinidae. The record is from RefSeq and is a predicted model, not a curated record.